GACACACACACACACACAGCACAGCAAAAGAACCUGUGUGCUAGCUGUGGCUGUGAUCCUGUCCUCCUCUCUAGCUAGUAGCUAUCUCCAUGCAUCUUCUUUAAUUUUGUUCUCAUCUCCGAUUCUCAGAUAUCCUCUUCUCUGGUCUCUUUAUAUAUAUCUAUCUAUCUCUGCUCCAGCUCCAGAUGAUGAGAUGAGAUGCUGGCAUCAUAUCUAUCUUUUGUUGAUCUGAUCCCUUAGCUUGCUGUUGAUAUACAUGCAUGCAUAAUAUUAUUAUUAGUAGUAAUUCCGUCGUCAGGCCAGCGUUCGUUGUUCACGCUUGGUUCGCCGUCGUUGACAAAUAUCGGCGAAUUGAAGCUUUAGGCUGUGCUCAGCAGAAUUAGCAAGUGCAACGCGCAGUGUCCAAGAGCAUCCCAACAAGGAAGAUAUAUCGAAGGCUGCAGUGAUCGAUCGAUCGAUCGAGGAUGGAAGGCGCGGCGGCUGGGUGGCCGGAGCCGGUGGUGAGGGUGCAGUCGCUGUCGGAGAGCGGCGCGGCGACGAUCCCGGCGCGGUACGUGAAGCCGGAGGCUGAGCGGCCGGCGUCGGCGGCGGGCGAGGAGGAGGGCGGCGGCGGGAUCCCCGUGGUGGACCUGUCGUCGCCGGCGACGGCGCGCGCGGUGUCGGAGGCGUGCCGCGACUGGGGCUUCUUCCAGGCCGUGAACCACGGCGUGCCCGGUGAGCUGCUGCGGCGCGCGCGCGGCGCGUGGCGCGGCUUCUUCCGGCAGCCCAUGGAGGUGAAGCAGCGGUACGCCAACUCGCCGGCCACGUACGAGGGGUACGGCAGCCGGCUGGGCGUGGAGGCUGGCGCCCUCCUCGACUGGGGCGACUACUACUUCCUCCACGUCCGCCCGCCCCACCUCUGCGACCCGCGCAAGUGGCCCCACCUGCCCCCCGGCCUCAGGAAGACGACGGAGGAGUACAGCCGCGAGGUGGCGGCGCUGUGCGGGCGGCUGCUGGCGGCCAUGUCGGCGGGGCUGGGCGUCGGGGAGGCGCGGCUGCGGGAGGCGUUCGGCGGCGCGGAGGGCGCCGGGGUGUGCGUGCGCGUGAACUACUACCCGCGGUGCCCGCAGCCGGAGCUCGCGCUGGGGCUGUCGUCCCACUCCGACCCGGGCGGCAUGACCGUGCUCCUCGCCGACGACCGCGUCCGCGGCCUCCAGGUGCGCCGCCGCGGCGCCUGGGUCACCGUCGACCCCGUGCCCGACGCCUUCAUCGUCAACGUCGGCGACCAGAUCCAGGUGCUGACGAACGCGACGUACCGCAGCGUGGAGCACCGGGUGGUGGUGAACGCCGCCGACGAGCGCCUGUCGGUGGCGCUCUUCUACAACCCUAGGAGCGACCUGCCGCUGGCGCCCAUGCCGGAGCUCGUCUCGCCGGACCGCCCCGCGCUCUACUGCCCCAUGACCUUCGACGACUACCGCAUGUACAUCCGCCGCAAGGGGCCUCGCGGGAAGAGCCAGGUCGACUCCCUCAAGGUCGCCGACGCAGUCGACGCCGACGCCGACGCCGACGGCAGACGGUGCUACUAGCUAGUAUAUACCUAGCCAGCCUGCUGCCGAUCGAGAUUGUUUGUAUGUGUGGUGUGUGCAUGCAUUUGCCCACACUGACCACUGUCCACAUGUACGCCGCCAGCUGCCGGCCUAAAUAAAACCAUGCAUAGAUUAGCUAGCUUAUGAUUAAUCAGUCUAGCAGCUAGAGAGUGCUUUGGUUGGACUCUCUCAUAGGAGGCAUGCUGAUCGAUCGAUCAUCAUUGAAACACCCUGCUAGCUGUGCACCUCCGCCGUCCAACCACAAAGGGCGAGGUCAAUGAAGGUGAGACAACGUCACAACGAGCGAGCUAGCUCCGUUAUUUGGUUGCUCUCACACUAUGACGACGUCGACCGUGACGCCGAUCCACGGCCAACGGCAUUGCCGAUAAGAACCAAACAGAAAGAGAGAGAGAGAGAGAGAGAGAGAGAGAGAGAGAGAGAGAGAGAGAGAGAGAAGGCAUGGACGCUGUUCUUCCAAAUGUAACCACACCGGUCGUUGUCGCUAAAAUAAUAUUACUGUUC
This is a messenger RNA of Zea mays, 2087 nucleotides long. Its product is annotated as probable 2-oxoglutarate-dependent dioxygenase ANS. Bases 465 to 1565 code for a protein of 366 amino acids. The transcript has 3 exons. The record is from RefSeq and is a predicted model, not a curated record. NCBI's taxonomy places the organism in Eukaryota, Viridiplantae, Streptophyta, Magnoliopsida, Poales, Poaceae.